Molecule: messenger RNA, 1038 nt
Organism: Rhodofomes roseus
Lineage: Eukaryota; Fungi; Basidiomycota; Agaricomycetes; Polyporales; Fomitopsidaceae
Product: aryl-alcohol dehydrogenase
Exons: 15
Coding region: 1-1038 (345 amino acids)
Source: RefSeq, a predicted model, not a curated record
AUGUCUUCCGUGAAGAAGAUUCCGUACGUUCGCCUCGGGAAAUCCGGCCUAAAGGUGUCCAAGAUCAUCCUGGGAUGCAUGUCAUACGGCAGCAAAGGCUGGAGCGAGUGGGUCAUCGACGACCAGGAGGAAGUCAACAAGCACAUCAAAUUUGCCUAUGACCACGGCAUUCAGACCUUUGACACGGCAAACGUGUACUCCAAUGGCCUCUCGGAGAUCAUGCUUGGGAAGGCCAUCAAGGAUCUGCAGCUUCCCCGCGAGGAGCUCGUCAUUCUCACCAAGCUCUUUUCCCCGGUUGCGCCCGACUACGACACGCAGCUUUGGGGCAGGGACCCACAAGAAGUUGGGAUCAUCAAUCAGCAAGGGCUGAGCCGCAAGCACAUCUUCGACUCAGUGAAGAAGAGUCUCGAACGCCUGCAGGUCGAAUACAUUGAUGUCUACCAGUGCCAUCGGUUCGAUUAUGACACACCGAUUGAGGAGACGAUGCAAGCCCUCCACGACGUCGUGCAAGCCGGAUACGUCCGGUACAUCGGCAUGAGCUCCUGCCAUGCCUAUCAGUUCCACGCCAUGCAAAACUACGCCAUCCAGAACAAGCUCACGCCGUUCAUCUCGAUGCAGAACCACCACAGCCUGAUCUAUCGCGAAGAGGAGCGCGAGAUGUUCCCCACGCUCAAGUUGUUCGGCGUCGGCGCGAUCCCCUGGUCGCCUCUUGGCCGCGGCAACCUUACUCGCCCGCUGUCGGCGCAGACGAAACGCUCGGAGACCGACGCCUGGGCAGGGCCGCUUAAGCAGUGGGCGGGCACGGCUGACAUCGUCAAUCGGGUCGAGGAGAUCUCGAAGAAGAAAGGAGUCAGUAUGGCUCAGGUCGCGAUCGCGUGGAGCUUGUCCAAGGACGGCGUCACUGCGCCGAUUGUUGGUACGACGAGCCUCAAGAAUCUCGAGGAUAUCAUUGGUGCCGUAAAUGUCGAGCUGACAGAAGACGAGAUCAAGUACCUCGAGGAGCCGUACAAGCCGCUCGAGGUGUUCGGACAUACUUGA